AUGGAGAAAGACCAGACGACUGCCCAGGUCGACCGCGAAGAUGUCGACAGACUUGCAUAUUCGUAUGAACACAUCACCGGCCUCGAAGUCCCGCUUGUCACUUGGUGGAAGCAUCGUGGACUUCGACGACUGUAUGUCAUGAUGCCAAUUCUCUUCCUCGGAUCUACAACCAAUGGCUAUGACGGUUCCUUGCUGAAUGGAUUGCAGACGAUGGACCCAUGGCAGGCGUACUUCAACAAUCCAACAGGCUCAAAACUCGGACUCAUCACUGCUAUUCAGCAGAUUGGAGCUAUAUGUGCUUUGUUCUUCAGCUCCUAUAUUGCAGAUCUGUUUGGCAGGCGUAUUGGUGUCUGUACGGGCCUCAUGAUGUUGUUCAUAGGGACUAUAUUGCAAGUUGUUCCUGCUAGUAACCACCUCGGAAUGUUUCUAGGUGGCAGAUUUCUUGUUGGCUUCGGAUCCAAUUUGACCCAAGGCUCUGCUCCUCUUCUGAUCAUGGAGCUUGCACAUCCACAACAUCGAGGAAAGCUGACAACCAUGUACAACACAUUGUGGUAUAUGGGCGCCAUCAUUGCGGCUUGGACAGUAUUUGGCACUGUGAAAUACACCUCCAACGCAGCUUGGCGAAUUCCAGUCGGUAUGCAAGCGGCUAUGCCAGCGAUCCAAAUGGCGUUCAUCUUCUUUGUGCCAGAGAGUCCUCGAUGGCUUUGCUCAAGAGAUCGUCAAGAUGAAGCUUUUGCAAUACUUGUCAAAUAUCAUGCCAAUGGAGACACAACAGACCACUUCGUAAAGUCGGAGUUCCAAGAGAUCCAGGAAACACUUCGACUCGAAAAGGUCGCAGCUAAUAGCGGAUGGACCGACUUUCUGAAGACUCCUGGGAAUCGCAAGAGACUCUUGCUCAUUGCCCUGGUAUCGUUUUUCUCGCAGUGCUCUGGUAACGGGCUCGCCUCUUACUACCUCCAUGAUAUCCUGAACUCGGUUGGAAUCACAGCCUCGUAUGACCAGUCCCUCAUCAAUGGCGGACUCCAGAUAUGGUCGUUCUUGGUCGCAAUAUUCUUCUCUCUGCUUGUUGAUAAGAUGGGGAGGAAGUUACUUUUUAUGAUCGCGGGCGUUGGCAUGCUCGUAACCUUCAGCAUUUUAACCGCUUGUUCUGCUGUGUAUGCCCAGUCAGGAAACUCAGGUGCAGGUAGCGCUGUCAUUGCCAUGAUCUUCCUGUUCUAUGGUGUCGCAGGAUUCGCUUGGCCGGGUUUGACGGUCGCAUACUGUGCUGAAAUACUCCCCUUCAAUAUCCGUGCAAAGGGUAUGGCAAUCAAUUUUGCACUGACGGCAACAGCUUCCGUCUUCAAUCAAUAUGUCAAUCCGAUUGGACUUCAACACCUGGCAUGGAAGUUCUACUUCGUGUACAUAGCCAUCCUGGUGAUUGAGUGUCUGUGCAUCUGGUUCCUUUUCGUUGAGACGAAAGGUCCAACGCUGGAAGAGAUUGCUCGACUGUUCGAUGGCGAUGCUGCGAAUGUUUCAGGUAAGGAAGUGCUGGACGAAAAGGUCGCAGCUGCUGGUCGUGGUCAUGCUGAACAUAUUGAAAAUGCUUAAGGUUCGGAUGCUAUCUGCUCGAAAUUCCUGGAGGCGAAUGUAAAGCAAUGAGAAUGGCCAAUAUCAGGAUCUGGCUCGUAGCUACGAGGGGAGCAGAAACGUGUAUGGGAACUGAACAAUCGAAAGCAUCAUGGUCAUGUAAUAUUGUCUGAAAUUCGAAUGAUACUUUCUGUGACCCGACUUCUUUCGAGCAAUCUUUGGUCUUCAAUCGGGAAACUCUGUAGAUGUAAAUCAGGGGAAUUAUCCGAGGAUUCCUUUUCGUCCAAUGCGAGGGCAUGCUGAAGGAGAAAUCUGACCAUCCACUUGUCGAACCGAUGAGUACCCAAUUGGGCAGUCCGCAAGCAAGCAUCUUGGAAUGUGAUCAGUCUCUUCAU
Molecule: messenger RNA, 1961 nt
Organism: Mollisia scopiformis
Lineage: Eukaryota; Fungi; Ascomycota; Leotiomycetes; Helotiales; Mollisiaceae
Product: general substrate transporter
Exons: 7
Coding region: 1-1587 (528 amino acids)
Biological process (GO): carbohydrate transport; transmembrane transport
Cellular component (GO): membrane
Molecular function (GO): carbohydrate:proton symporter activity
Source: RefSeq, a predicted model, not a curated record